ACGCGACGACCGCGACGGUGCAUCGGUGCACCGGGUCUAAUCGCCGAUCGCUGAUCGCAAAUCGCUAAUCGCAAAUCGCCGAACGCCGAACGCCGAACCAAGUGCUCUCUCCGCUCCACGUCUCCGCUCCCGACCCUCCGACGCCGCCAGUGCCCCAUGUGACAGUGUACCAGUGUGCUCCGCAGUGACUCUCGAGUGCUCCAUGCCCAGCCGAAGAGAUGGCCAUCAAUUUUUCGGCGUCCUUCGCCGCCUGUCUGGCCGCCGGACUCAAAGUACCGCGACAGAUCAUGUACUGCAUCUCCCAAGACACAGCCGCCCCGUACGUCCUAUACAAAGACGGCAUGGACCGGGCCCAGGGCCAGUGGGGCCCGCAGGACGCGUACCCGCCGCCACAGCAGCAGACGUCCGUGGGCGCCGGCAGCCCGCAACAGGCGCUGGGCCCCACGGUGCCGCUGGGCGUAGAGGCGGACACGGUGCCGCCGCGCGACCAGAGCCUACCCUCGCCGGCCCCCUCCCCCUAUCCGGCCACGCAGGCUGAGCCACGCGACGACGACAUCCAGCCGGAACAGCCGACGAUGGACCUGGAGCCGAGGCCGGCGUCGCAGUGCUUCCCGACCGACCUCCAGCAGCAGCAGCAACAGCAGCAGCAGGCGUACCAGCAGUACGCGCGGGCCCCGCCGCCGGCCGCGCCCCCUCCCGUGCCGCCCCACAUGCUGGGCACGGGCAGCUUCUCCGCCCUGCAGUACUUGAAGCAGCCGGGCGUGAUGCUGACCAGCCUGGGCCCGGACGGCAACGGGCAACUGGACCAGUACGCCAACCAGAUGCAGGACCUGCGCGCCGCCUCGCUGCCGGACGUGAUCCAAAACCAGCACGGGGUCGGCAUGAAAAAGAACCCGAACGGGCUGAGCGGCGAGCUGCGCCUGUUCAAGUGCCUGACCUGCGGCAAAGACUUCAAGCAGAAGUCCACGUUGCUGCAGCACGAGCGCAUCCACACCGACAGCCGGCCGUACGGCUGCCCGGAGUGCGGCAAGCGGUUCCGGCAGCAGUCGCACCUCACCCAGCACCUCCGCAUCCACGCCAACGAGAAGCCGUACGCGUGCGUGUACUGCGAGCGGACCUUCCGCCAGAGGGCCAUCCUGAACCAGCACCUUCGAAUCCAUUCCGGUGAGAAGCCCUAUGAGUGCCCGGAGUGCGGCAAACACUUCCGGCAGAAGGCCAUCCUCAACCAGCACGUCCGCACACACCAAGACGUGAGCCCGCACUUGGUGUUCAAGAACGGCAUAAACCCGACGCUGUGGCCGCAGGACGUGCCCUUCCCGCCGGACGAGGGCAAGGAGGAGGUGGCGUCCACGUACGGCGACGGCGACGGCCAAAACGACCGGGGUUGCUUCUCGCCGAACGGCGUCACCAACCUACAGUACCCGGCCUACUUCAAGGACACCAAGGGCAUGAACCACUCGGUGUUCGGUUCCGGAGCCAACUUCGGGGCGCUGCAGUAUCUGAACAAGGGCCAGGGAGGCAAGGGACUGCCGGACGUGAUCCAGCACGGUAGGUCGGCGGGCAUGCCGCUCUACGUCCGGUGCCCCAUCUGCCAGAAGGAGUUCAAGCAGAAGUCGACGCUGCUGCAGCACGGAUGCAUACAUAUCGAGUCGAGGCCGUAUCCGUGUCCGGAGUGCGGCAAGCGGUUCAGGCAGCAGUCGCAUCUCACGCAGCAUCUGCGGAUACACACCAACGAGAAGCCGUACGGGUGCGUGUACUGCGGCCGCAACUUCCGCCAGCGCACCAUCCUCAACCAGCACCUGCGGAUACACACGGGCGAGAAGCCGUACAAGUGCACGCAGUGCGGCAAGGACUUCCGCCAGAAGGCGAUCCUGGACCAGCACACCAGGACCCACCAGGGCGACCGGCCGUUCUGCUGCCCGAUGCCGAACUGCCGACGGCGCUUCGCCACCGAGCCCGAGGUCAAGAAGCACAUAGACAACCACAUGAACCCGCACGCGGCCAAGACGCGCCGCGACUCCACGGGCUCGGUGGACUCGAAGCUGGCGAACGGGAUGCUGUCCAGAGGUCUGACGCCCACGACGGUCGUCAAGCCGGAACUGUACUUCCCGCAGUGCUACGCGCCCACCUUCAAUCCGGCGGGCAGCGUGGCCCAGUUCCAGACGGCCAACCCGGAGUUCAAGCCGCCGAACGGGCUGCCGGCCCAGUGACUAACGGCCAGCUGGCAACUCGGUCCGUGCAUUGGGUGACCGUUUGCCGGCGUCUAAGGCCCCUAGACACCUAGACACCCAGACACCUGGACACCGUUCCAUCUGCGUUCAUACGUGCUCUACGUUUUCGUUCACUCGACGGUGAUGGUUCGGAGAUUCGAAUCAGGGCGCUCGUUUCAACCCGAAUCCCCUUUGCGGGGGCGGAACGUUAACGUUGACACUGAAGGUGGAAUAACCGAGUUCAUCGGUCGAUGUCAAUCACAACACGAUUGUGAUGAGCCUUUUUUUGUAUUUGGAACAGGAACACAUCCUCACUUUUCGUCUGAUACCCCAAAAUAAUUUCAAAAAUAAUGUUAAACUGAAAAGUACUCUAUUCUGUCGUCGCAUUUGAAUAAUUAAUUUCAAUCAUCUAUUCGUGUAUCCAAUGCACCAGUUGACAUCGACCCAUGAAUUAAUUAUCACACGCCUUUAUACAUAUUUAAGUCAAGUAAAAACUCACCGUUCUUCAAAAAUGAUUAAGUAACGCACCCUCACGACAAUGAACGAGCUUCCGAGGGAUGAAACGAGUGAAACGUCUCUUUGAGUGAUUUCCAAAUGGUGCUGUAAGAACCACAACAAUAGAAAACAAACUGGUCGCUUGUAACAUAAGGAAGGUAGCACAUAAUUGCGAUGAGUAUACAUACUAUAAAUAUAUAUGUAAAAUGUAAAAGUAUUUUAAAUUUUAUUCAUAUUGUGUCCAAUUCACUUAGUGGCAAUACUUUUAAGCAAGAAGUACUUUAAUAAGUAUAAUAUAUUAUUGUUGUAGUUAGAUAUUACUAUUAUGUGAUCUCUUUAAAGCGAAUCUGCAAGAGAGAAUGACAGAACUGUUUGACGGGUUCUAACUGCAUCCAGGUCCCGGACGUCGGGACACCACAAUAUUUUUACAAUAACCCAACAACUAAACUACGGCCAUCGCGAAUAUGUCAGCACUUUUACGUUAAAGGCGCCCUCGAAGGUCCCACCGACAGAUCGACGGCUUUUCGUUAACACACCAAAAAUUGAUCUAGUCAAAAGAAAGAGGUAAAAGAAAAAAGAGUAUUGAAGAAGAUUUGUUAUCGUUUCGGUUAUUAGUUAGAAGUAGAAGUUAUUUAUCCGUUUAUCGACGUUCGCGGGACCUUCGGCGGUCUUCAUUCAUCAAUACAAUGUAACACGUGUAAUAUACAAAUGAUAUUUUUAUACUCAGCUGUAACAAAGAUAUUUUUUUAUUUGAAUACCAUAGCAAUAUUAACAAUAUAUGGUAACAUGUUGGGAUAUUUCCGGUGGUUGUGUGCUUCAAUACAAUAGAACUAUUUUUCGUAAGUUACAUACACAACAAUAUUAUUUAAUUCUACAGUGUCUUUUAAAAUAGUGAAAUGCAAUUUAUACAUAUACGUAAAAAGAUAUAUGGUGAUGGAUUGAACCCACUCUUUAUAUGAUCUACCGUUUUUAUAAAUAUAUAUUCUAUAUAUACAAUAUAAUUAGAAUUUAACUUUUUUAUACAGGGACAACACACACACAACUUAGAUAUUUUAAUACUGAACAAUCUGAGACAGACCAUGCCCAACUUACUUACUUACUUACUUACUUGCAAACAAGCAACUCCAUAAUAAUAAUAAUAAUAAUAAUAAUAUGUAAUAGUAAUGAUAGUGAUACAAUUUAUCGUUUCAGUUUAACAAGACGAGUUUAGCGACCAUUUUAUCAUCUUGGCAAGAUUAAAUACGGAGUGCACUCGGCUGCAUUCUGUUUUUUCAGUUUUCGACAAAACUACACAUUUUUAAAUCGACUUAUUUUCGUUGGUUCUUUCGUUUCUCUACAAUGUGAUGUUUAAUAUGCCAAUAAAUAGUUUGUAAUGAACAAAUAUAGUUGUUUAUCGUAUAAUAUAAAAUAGCCAGGUUGUUUCUACAAUAAUAAGUGUAUUUUUUUACAGUUACACGUUGAUUUGACGCAAAGUAACAUUAGUGCCAAUAUGUAAGAUAUGCGUGUGAAAAUGUUACUCUCAAAAUUGUUUGUCAUUUUUAAAUAUACCACUAUAGUACAAUUGAAAUGAAUCAAAAUAGUAUAAAUACAAUACAACAAGAAUACGGAUAGUGUCGUCGGUCGUCGGUCGUCGGUCGUGGGUCGUUGGUUGGACAAUCACAGACAACACACAACACUUGCAAAUUAGUUGUAGAUGAUGAUAUAAUUUACAGAUGACUGUGCAGAUAUAGUACUUGCCUUGCCAAAGUUCCUAAACAUAGUUACAGGGGACAGCAGUUCAUGAAUUUAUUUACAGAUAAGAACGGUUUUCAACGAAAAUGGUUCCGAUAUUUAUAUACACAUGCCAGCAUUGUCUGUCUCAGAUGAAUUGGUGUUGGCUCACUUUACCAUGUAUACAACAGCAUAAACUACAAACAAAUAUAAUGUAUAAGGUUUUAUGUUUCAGUACAGUACAAUUAUUAGUUUGUUCAAGGCGAAUUUAUGGAAAUUUCUAUGUGGAAAAUCUCGAGCAGAAUCUUUUCUCGUUGUUAAUAAUACUAAUAAUAAUAAUAAUAAUAAAUAGUACGUGUAAAAUUGUGUAAAUAUUUUCGUUCCAUUUUAGGUCCCGUCAAAACUAUAAAUAUUGUACUAAAGACCAAAUCUUUUUGUAAAUGUAUUUGUUUAUAUUAGAUUGUUUGUAUACGAUUACUUUAGUAAAGAGAAAGUAUAUUAUUAAUAAAUUGGUUAAGGUCUAAAUGUAGAGAACCGAUGAUUCGUCGGAACCACAACUCUUUCUGGUUUCGUUGCUCCGCUGAUCCGUUGCUCCGUUGCUCCUCCGUUCUUUUCAGACAGACGCAUUUCGCGAUUUAGAAAACUCAACCCAACGCCAAGGAACAGUUGUGGUUCGGCUAGUGGAAAGAAAUGUGGCUGCAGCAGCCGAUAUUUUAUUGAGCUACAAGACUUAUAUAAAACGUGAUAGCAUUUAAUUAGUUAUAAGACAAUUUUAUGUAUAUAUAAUUACAUUUUUAAAUCGUUUUUACUGAAAAUAUGUUACACAUAGUGUAUAAUAUGGAAGAUGUGGAAAACGUGAAUGUGUGAUAUCCCAGUUGGGCCAUUUUUUUACAUGCAACACAUAUAUUGUUUUAUCGACCGAAAACGUUCUUCAACACGAUCGAUCACUACUGUUAAUGUUAACGUAAUUAACGAUUGAUUCAAAAUUGUGUGGCAGUUAAGACUGAUUUGCAUGCGUUUCUCAAAUUCAUUCCAAAUUUAGUGCCGCAUUCCAGGAUGGUUGAGUUGGCUUUGGUGUUCAAGAAUGUUGUUGGUCAUCGGUGUUUUUAAUUGUUAAUUUUUAUACGUUUGUUUUCUUGGCGUCGCAGUGGUGGCGUCGGUUCGUCAAAAAGCUUUAAUCACUUUAUAAAAGUAUUUAUUAUUAUUAUUAUUAUUAUUAUUAUUUGUUUAGGUUGUUAAAUUUGUUUGGGGCCCCACCGCUGCGAGCAAUUUAAUAGUAAAACUAUUUAAAAAAUACUCAAACUAGUUGUAAGUAAUAUUGUACUAAGUGCAGCUAAAAUCAAUAUAUUUUACAAGAAAUUCUUAGCCAAAUCUGCAACCACUUUCAAUUAGUAUAUUUUUUUGAAAAUUCAAGCAAGAUCUCUUAUGCAGAGUACGGUAUAGACAUAUUUAAAAUAUAAUUAUACAUAUAAGUGCCAUAGUCUAAUAAAUAAUAUAAGAGUUUUGUUUUUUAAUAAUAUAUUUUUACAGUUUCAUUCUGCAUUUCUACAUAUACAUAUAUUGAUCGUAUUUUCAUGUUAAAAUUAAUGUCAAUCUUGUUCCCACAACCAGAUCAUUGUCGACUAGUAGAUAAUCCAAUUCAACUUGUUAGUGAGCCUAACUAACGUUCAGAGUGUGCGUUCGAUUGAAGUGAAACUGCGAUCAAUGCAACAGAACAAUAGAAAACAAAGUAGGUGUUAGGAAUUUUUUCAAUAAAUACUAUAUAUGUCUAAGACCUUCUUGGUGGUAUAAAAAUUACACACGACAAAUUCACAGACAGAACAACCACUAAAGACUGGGAUAUUAUCGAACAGGGUUAAAUAUAAACAAGAGAAAAAUGUAAUAAUGUAAAUGUUUUCGUUUUUAACCGGUGUGAUCGGAUUUCGUGCGUUUUCAGUGUGUUCAGAAAUAAAAUGCUAAAAAAAAAAAAAUAUGUAAUAAAAACGCCCAAAUUUCUGUUUGUGAGACAAUCUCUAAAUCAAUUAAAAUAACUCAACGGUAUAUGUGUUUUAAAAAAUCGAAAAUAUUUUGCGUCCAGCAACUUUUCAAAUAAGAGAAUCAUUUCAGUUUGUUUUUGCAACGGCCAUUGUUUGUUCGAUCAUUGUUUUAUUAUUUUUCGUGAAGAAGAUAACAGAUACGACACACACAGUAACCUCAAUAAUGCCAUUACAUGUUACAGUUACUAAAUGCUCAACCAAUGUACAAUAGUUUUAUUUUUCUUACACACAUGCAAUACAUGUAUUUGCUCAAAAGUACAAAUACUGUAAAUAAUAGAUACCGGAAUUGUUUUUAUAUUAUAAAUAUAUUCUAAUGAUAUGAAUUGAUUCUCUUUGUAUUGCAUUGAAUAAAUAUGAAUGUAUUUGUUAAACCCUA
Aethina tumida (small hive beetle) is the source of this 6827-nucleotide messenger RNA. RefSeq names its product myeloid zinc finger 1 (gene jim). Bases 219 to 2210 code for a protein of 663 amino acids. The transcript is spliced from 3 exons. The record is from RefSeq and is a predicted model, not a curated record. Lineage: Eukaryota; Metazoa; Arthropoda; Insecta; Coleoptera; Nitidulidae.